This is a messenger RNA of Siniperca chuatsi (mandarin fish), 1887 nucleotides long. RefSeq names its product dipeptidase 2 (gene dpep2). Bases 150 to 1469 code for a protein of 439 amino acids. The record is from RefSeq and is a predicted model, not a curated record. The transcript has 11 exons. Gene Ontology annotation, molecular function: metallodipeptidase activity. Lineage: Eukaryota; Metazoa; Chordata; Actinopteri; Centrarchiformes; Sinipercidae. Gene Ontology annotation, biological process: proteolysis.
GACAUGAAUGCAGCAUCCAGCACAGCUGCUAGUUUUGCAUACGUUUGUUCUACAUUUGUCUAGGGCGGAGAGCUGGAAAGUUCGUACUAUUUGUAUGCGGUUGUUCAACAAGGUGGUCAACAAGUUGCUUUUUAUCUGCCUGGCAGAAUAUGCCUUCUAGGAAAACUGUAACAUAUGCUUCAAGCAGUUGCUGGAUGCAGUCCCUUAGGCAUCUGGUGGUACUCUCCUCUCUGUGUCAUUUUAUAUCUGGAUACUCUGAGAGAGAGAGAGUACAUGACUUGAUGUCCAGAUAUCCUCUUAUUGAUGGUCAUAAUGAUCUAGCUCUCCAGCUGAGGAUACUUCACAACAAUCGGCUGACCCAAAUUGACCUUCACAAUGUCAGCAAAGUGGCCACUGACAUCACUCGUCUCCAAGCAGGCCAUGUACAGGCACAGAUGUUUGCAGUCUAUGUGAUGUGUGGGGCCCAGGAGAAGGAUGCUGUGAGGCUGACUCUGGAACAAAUAGACGUGGUCAGACGCAUGUGCACUGAGUACCAGGAAUUUGAGCUGGUCACAUCUGCCCAGGAACUGAAGAGUUCUGAGAUGAGGCAUAAGAUAGCCUGUCUAAUAAGUAUCGAGGGGGGUCACUCUAUUGACAGCAGCCUGCCAGCCCUGCGGAUGUAUUACCAGCUUGGAGUCCGCUCCAUGGCCCUCACACAUACAUGCAAUACACCCUGGGCUGAAUCAUCCUCAAAACUUUAUAAUAUCUAUCGAAGACAGAACAACAGCCUGACACGCUUUGGGAAGGCCGUGGUGGAGGAGAUGAACAGACUGGGAAUGUUAGUGGACCUCUCCCACACUUCUUGGGACACAGCCUGGGCUGUGCUGAAGCAUUCAAAAGCUCCUGUAAUAUUUAGCCAUUCAUCUUCCUACUCCAUCUGUAACCACGACCGCAAUGUACCUGACUGGCUGCUGCAUGAGCUGAAAAAGAACAGAGGAUUGAUCAUGGUCAAUCUCCACAGCAAAUUCAUUUCCUGCAGGGAUGAAGCCAACAUCUCUCGUGUGGCUGACCAUUUUGAUCACAUUAAGAAGGUGAUCGGAGCUGAGUCGAUUGGAAUUGGAGGGGACUUUGAAGGUGCAGUGAGCUUUCCCAAGGGGUUAGAGGAUGUGUCAAAGUAUCCUGCCCUAAUCCAGGAACUCCUGGAAAGGAACUGGACUGAGAAUGAGUUGGCUGAUGUCCUUCGAAGGAACUUCCUGCAAGUGUUUGAGGAAGUGGAGAGGGUCCGUGAUCAGUUGAGUUUGAACCGGCCCAGUGAGGUCCAGAUCCCCGUAGAGGAGGUGCAGAACCCCUGCAGGCUGGUCCUCAGGCCUCCUGACCCAAGAGGGCUGCCCACUAACCAGAGUCCCCUCUCCAGAGCCCAACAUGGACCAAAAGGUCUGCUAAUUCUUGCCAUAGUUCUGCUGCUUUCCAGCCUACUUAUGCUUGAAUGAUUAUUUAGAAACUCCGUUCAGCUACACCUUCUUUUUUGAAGUGCAUCAUUUUUAAUAUAAACAAGCAGAGCUUAGUGAGAUUGCUGUAGCCAUUUGUGGGUCACCCCAUCACUCCACAGGUCAGUAAAGAUAAGGGAAGAUUAAUAAUUUUCCCUCCACCAAUACAAAAAAGCACUUAAUGUGUAGCCCCAUUUGGGAGGUCAUUUAAAUGCCAACGUUCUGUAUAUACAGUUUUGCUAUACAUAUAAAAAAAUAUAUAUAUAUAUAUAACAUCAGUCCUCUGAAAGGCACUUUACCAUUCAUUUUGGAAUUUAUUUAAUAGAUAUUUGAUUUGUUGCUGAAUUUGCUAUACAUGUGCUGACAUCAUCGCUAGAGAAUAAUGAUGCAGAUAAAUAAAACUGCAGAGAUGGCACUUUAA